CGCUGGAGUUUAUCAGUCAAUAAGGAAGGUCGGCAUUUGUCUUUUCUGUCGGUAAACUGUUUCACAGAGCCCGUUUACUUCUGGCGAGUCUUAUUGUUGUAAGUUGCCAUCACCAGCUCGAGGUUACGUCGAGUGAUAAGAGUUAAAAUGGAUGUAGAUUCUGAACGAGAGACUACCAGUCUUCUUAUUAAAACGCCCAACCAGGCUCAGGAGGACCAGACCAUUGAAGGUGUCAGUCUGAAGUGGACCGUGAAGGAGCUGAAGAAGCACUUGUCGACUGUCUACCCAACUAAACCGGCUGUGACUGAUCAGAGGCUGAUCUUCGCUGGUAAACUGCUGCCUGAUCAUCUGCAUAUCAAAGAUCUCUUCAGACAGAUCGGCACCACUCCCACGCUGCAUCUGGUUUGUCCUAUGAGGAAUCCACCCCAAGGAUCAGCUGGAGCUAAGACCAGAAAGACAGAACAACCACAUCCCUCCAGUCCAAGGCCCACUUCAGCUUCAUCUGUCCAGAGUCAGAGCACACCAGAACUGAGGCAGAGGAGGGAGACCUCUUCAUCCUCAUCUGCUACCACAGCAGCUCCACAGGAACCUCCUGCAUGGGCCCCGACAGCAAUGACUGGAGCAUCACAGUUGACCCAUCCAGCCUUUCCCGCCUUAUCCCUGUACAGCCCUCAGCAGCUGCUGUGGCUCCAGCAUGUCUAUGCGAGACAAUAUUACAUGCAGUAUCAUGCAGCUCUGGCAGCAGCAGGCUCUGUUCCCUCAGCGCCUGCAACAACCGUUGGUCAGUACCCACCUGUUCCCGCACACCAAGUUCCCGUCCCAGCCCCCAUAGCCAAUCAGAACCCCAUCGACAACCUGCCGGCCAAUCAGAACCCGGUGCAGGACGGCGCCUUCAUCAACCCAGGGGAGGCGAACCAGAACAUGCGUAUGAACGCGCAGGGCGGGCCUGUGAUGGAGGAUGAGGAGGACCUGGAGCGCGACUGGCUGGACUGGUUGUACUCGGCGGCGAGACUUGGAGUUCUGCUCAUGAUUGUGUACUUCAACUCCAACCUGAGUCGCUUCCUGCUGGUGAUGAGCACGCUCUUCCUCAUGUACUUACACACUGCUGGCUGGUUUCCCUUCAGAAGGAGGGCUCCAGUUCAGGGACCCAACAAUCUGCAGCCCCCCGAAGUCCAACACAACCAGCUGAACGAAAACGGGAACGCAGAACCGACUCCAGCAGACGGGCCAGCUGACGAACAGAUGGAAGAACCUGCAGCUGAAGGAUCAGAGGAACCAAUGACUGCAGUUUUAGUGCCUUCUCACCGGGUGUCAGUGGUGUGGUCAGCCUGGGUGUUCUUGAAAACAUUUUUCUCCUCCCUCAUACCCGAGGUUCCUCAGGGUUUGGCCAACUGAGCACCCGGGACGGUCGCCUGAUGGAGACUAGAGCCUCCCUAGAACAACAAACCAUCAAGACGAGCUGCGGUGUGCCGGUGAUUGUUUCUGUGAGAGGGAAAACGAAAGAAAGCAGCCUUUAAAUGACCAGUACUGUGGACCGUAACGAAGGACAAAAACACCAUCACUGUACCCAACAGUUCCCGGUUCCUGGUUUAAGUUUUGGUCCCACCCUCAUGUUUGUGUGCAGCAGCGCGAGGCCUUACACGACACAGACGGUGAAUCUGGUUCCCACCUCACUGUUUGCAUGUGUCUGGUCUGUUAAAGUUGGUUUCUGACUCUGGAGGCAAAGCAGACAAACAAUGUUUAAAUAGUGGGAUUAGAAUAAUACCCAAGAGGAAACUGACUUUAAAGCACUGAAAAUAGUUCAGUGACUUUUACAGUCAGGACAGAAAUAUGAAUCCAUGUUUUAUUUGACUUUUAUAUAAGAUUGUUCUAAUUAACAGAACAAGGAGUUUAAGUAAGUUUAAGUAGCGUUAUGUACAAGAAAACCUGUUGUUCCAAACGGAAAUGUUCUUUUCUCACCUGUUCUUCCCAGCUCUGCUUUAGGUGGAUUCUUCU
Messenger RNA from Nematolebias whitei (Rio pearlfish), 1995 nucleotides. It is a transcript of the gene herpud1, whose product is annotated as homocysteine-inducible, endoplasmic reticulum stress-inducible, ubiquitin-like domain member 1. Gene Ontology annotation, molecular function: transmembrane transporter binding. The record is from RefSeq and is a predicted model, not a curated record. The transcript has 8 exons. Bases 148 to 1395 code for a protein of 415 amino acids. NCBI's taxonomy places the organism in Eukaryota, Metazoa, Chordata, Actinopteri, Cyprinodontiformes, Rivulidae. Gene Ontology annotation, biological process: endoplasmic reticulum unfolded protein response; endoplasmic reticulum calcium ion homeostasis; ubiquitin-dependent protein catabolic process. Gene Ontology annotation, cellular component: endoplasmic reticulum membrane.